CACGCCCCCCCCACACACACACAGUCCCGCGAUGAGCCGUUGUGACGACAGUGCUUCGGCGCUCUCCGCUGGCUGGGCUUUGGUGGCGAAGCAGCUGCUGCUGUUGCCCACGACCCAGGACAUGGCUCGCCAGGACACCUUUGUGAACCGGAGGUGGAAGUUCACGAGUCCGGCCGCACCUAGCGUGUCGACGAAAGAGUGUGCCCGGGCGUUCUUCAACCUGAUGCUGACCUGUCGACAGCUGUACCACGACCUGCCCUGGGCCAUGCCCAAAUGGUGCUUCGUCGACCUGUUUGGAACUGGACUGGAACACGCCCUCACGACCUGGGUCGACACGUUCCAAGCCGGCCUGCUCCCGCCACCCUUGCCUCGCGGCGACGAUGGUGCGGCGUCUUCGACACUCGCGACUGAAGAACUCUGGCUCGAGAACCGGUUCCUCGUGUACUGCUGGCUCGGAGCAACGUGGAACGGCCAAUGCGGCUUCUUGCGCGACAGGCUCCAAGCGUCUGCCGCUCACACCUCAGGCUUCUGGCACGAGUUUGGCAACUACGGCCGCGUCUGGUACAGCAGUUUAGACGACCUCCAGUCCUGGAACGAAUGCGCGCAGCUGGGCAACCUGAGCGACCUGGGCGAGGGGGCUGGACUGGAUGAGGAGGGUGUGGAUAUUGUGAAGAGAGAGGAGGAGGUGGGUGUAGUGGUGGGGGAGAAGGUGGAGGAAAUAGCUGAGGAGAUGGAGGAAGAAGUGGUGGAGGAGACAGGUGAGGAAGAAGUGGUGGAGGAGACAGGUGAGGAAGAAGUGGUGGGUGUGACGGUACAGCAGCAACAACAACAACAACAACAACAACAACAACAAGAACAACAACAACAACAACAACAACAACAACAACAACAACAACAACAACAACAACAACAGCAACAACAGCAACAACAACAACAGCAACAACAACAACAACAACAACUGCAACAGCAACCAGUACCUGCAGCCCCUGCGCUGUUCUCGAUUGAGGCGACCCUGAAGAGCCAAGCAGAUGCGGACCUGUUGCACGAGCUCCGCACCACGCUGCUUGCGCAUGCGCGUGGGGACAAGGUGGCCGUUCAUGUCAAGGCGCGGCUGUCGUCCCUGUCGAUGUGCCGUGUGAAUGAGGCACGGAUCUGCGCAUCACGCGCUGCCAUCGACCACCUCACGCUUCACGACAUUGACCACGCAACGCUCAGCAUUCCAAGUGCACAGCACACCCUCGAUGGCGAUUUCCAGCACGUGCGGCGCUGCACCCUUCUAGAGUGCCCCGGGCUCACCGAUGUCAGGGCGCUGGCUGGCAUCCCCGCUGUGGGUCUGUACGGGGCCACGGCCGUGGGUGGCAUGGAUGUGUCGUCACUGGCUGGUGUUGAACGGCUGAAGCUGUGGAACACGAGCGUGGCCAAUGUGGAUGGUGUUCUGACGGGUGCGCAGGAGGAGGCUGACCUGGCCAGUGUCGAGCUCAACGCCAGCUCGCUGGCUGCCCGUCGUGUCGCCCUGCGCCGCCUCAAGCACGCGCCGGAAGUGCUUCAUCUCCCCAACGCCACGCACGUGGAGCUGGUGAAUGCCCACACGCACCGGGUCGUGUGCCAGGCGCGCCUGAGGAAGCUGGUCAUCGUUGAGGAGAACCGAUUUCCCUCGCCGCUGCCGGAGUUUGAGUAUGCGGAGGAGGUGGUGCUGGAGUACGACACUCAUCUGACGGCGGAGCAGCUGGCGUACGUUGGCGCGCGCGUCGAGCGGCUGGUGAUUCGGGCCGGCCUCGCCUUCCUGGACGACCUGCGGCACGUGCCGAGCCACGUGCGCGUGUACGCAUUCGAUGUGCACGGUGUGCGAAGCAGCGCGCCGGCCCGUGUGCGAAUGUUGGGCACGAGCCACCUUGGGUACUACAAGUGCGAGGCGCUCGCUUGCGUACCGCACGUUGCCCUCCGCUACGCCCCGAGUGGUGGCAUGGACAGCCUGCAGCACCUCACCAGCUGCAAGUGUCUCCACCUCUUCCGAUGCCCGCUGCGCGAGGACGUCACCGGCUUUCGUGAUGUGCGCAUGCUCUGGUGCCAUGGCUACACCGCCAUUGCAUCCAUUGACUCGCUCAUCCUCAAGAAGGGCCCAAUCCUCGGCUCCCCGCAUACCCCACCACAUGCACCGUCGGAAGCACCAUUGGAUGACGUCGGCAGGAAGAGCCGGCGUGAGGCCCGGAGGCAUUUACACGUGUCGCACGUGCGCGACGUUGGGAAUUGUCGGCUUGACGAUUGCACCAUCCUCACCUUUGCCUGCCUGCACAACAUCCAGCGGCUGGUGCUGUUCCGGUGCACAUUUGGCGAGGACGCCCUGCAGGGCAUGCCUGCGGUUGGCUCGCUGGUGCUUCGCGAGUGCACGACACCAGACACGAUGUGGGCGUGGCCCGAUGUCGCCAUUGUGGGCCGCUCGCCACAGGAAGUAAUCGCGCUGCUGCUGGCAGGCCAGACGCGCGCAACACAGUAACGUUUGAGUGAGGGGGG
Messenger RNA from Salpingoeca rosetta, 2511 nucleotides. RefSeq lists its product as uncharacterized. Bases 32 to 2494 code for a protein of 820 amino acids. The record is from RefSeq and is a predicted model, not a curated record. The transcript has a single exon. Gene Ontology annotation, molecular function: transcription coactivator activity. Lineage: Eukaryota; Choanoflagellata; Craspedida; Salpingoecidae.